CGCGGUUGCAGUCUCCCUGACCGCAGCUUAAUUGGUCAUGGAACAACACCAGACCGCAGCUGGUCAGAAAGACAGCGCUCCGCGUUCAAACUGGGAAAAAAAGAGACAAAACAGAGGGCAUUUUAAUCAUCCAACCAAAUCCGUUUAAACGAAUGGAGGCACUGGGCCAUUAUUUAUUACGCCUGAAUGUGCCAAUUUAAUAUCUACAGGAUGUUCUGCAGCGAUGUGGACACACUCUGGUACCGACUGGCAUUCUUGCUUUUUUUCGUUGCGUCGAUAAGACGUGCCGUGCGCCAGAAUACACAGCUUCCACUCUAAAAAGCCACUUUAAUCUACACGUCUAGCUGGCAGCACACUAUUUUUGUCUUUUGUUCUCCGUCGUGCAUCUGCCUUUCUCUGUCUACCUUGGUAGGUAGCCAGACAGCCAGCUAGCUUGCGUUGUUGUUUUAGCAACGGUGUAUUAUCAUGUAGGGCUGCAUGCUCGUUCUAGCGAUCUGUCAAAGCUCCGUCUGUUUGCGCCUAAGCUACCUUGUUAGCUGUUCUGCUCUUAACAUUUCCUAGCCAAGACACAAAACGGAUUUGUAUAUCUUCUAAUUGAAUUGGUUUCCAGCUAGAUCGGUAAUCUAACGUGUGCAGACCAAUCCCAGCUCAUGCAGAAUUGUGGAAUCUCGAGCUGUCAAUGCUGGUUCGGUCCUGGAUGACAAAAUGAUCAAACGUUAGUUCGUGUUUAGCUUGACAAAAUAUUCAAAUGUCGGUGCUCCGCAUUUAGCUAGCAAGAAGGCUGGCUAGCCAUCGUCUUGCGCACGUUGCCCGAAGACAGAAAAUACGUGUCACUGAUUAAUGACUAAGGUACGGUUAUUUUAGCUGCGAAAUCGGAGGCGUGCAGGUAGCUAGCAGUUAGCUGCCUAUUUUAUCCAGCUGACUAGGCUGGUUGUCUUAUUGUAAGCAAAGGGACGGGCCGAUAGCGAGAAGAUGGGGUCGAUGUUUCGGAGUGAGGAGAUGUGCAUGGCCCAGCUCUUCCUCCAGUCAGGCUCGGCGUACGACUGCAUCAGCGAACUGGGAGAAAUGGGUCUGGUCGAAUUCCGAGAUCUCAACCCCAGUGUCAGCUCCUUCCAGCGCAAGUUCGUCAGCGAGAUCAAGAGGUGCGAGGAGAUGGAGAGGAUUCUGGGGUAUCUGCUGAGGGAGAUCAGGAAAGCGGGAAUUCCCCUGCCAGACGUGGAGGUCAGUCCGGUUGCCCCUCCGCCCAGACAGGUGCUGGAGAUCAUGGAGCAGCUGCAGAGGCUGGAGGUGGAGCUGAGUGAGGUAGCCAGGAACAAGGAGAAGCUGCAGAGGAACCUGCUGGAGCUGAUGGAGUACGCCCUGAUGCUGAAAGUCACCCGCGGAUUCGUGCACCGAAGCGAGCGGGACCGCCUGGGACCCCAGUAUGAGGAGUUCCCCUUCCUGGAGAAGGACUCUGUGACGGGCUGCACCAGCAUGCAGCGGCUGGGAGCCAAACUGGGGUUUAUCUCCGGCCUGAUCCAGCGUGCCAAGAUGGAGGCCUUCGAGCGCAUGCUGUGGAGGGUGUGCAAAGGCUACACCAUCCUCAGCCACUCCGACACGGACGAGAGCGUGCAGGACCCCGACACGGGGGAGGUCACCAAGAGCGUCGUCUUCCUCAUCUCCUUCUGGGGGGAUCAGAUUGGCCAGAAAGUGCAGAAGAUCUGUGAUUGUUACCACUGUCAUCUGUACCCACACCCUGACAGUGCGGAGGAGAGAGAGGAUGUGAUGGACAGCCUGAGGACUCGAACCCAGGACCUGCAGACGGUUCUUCACAGGACAGAGGACUACCUGAGACAGGUGCUGGACAAGGCCUCGGAGUCCGUCUGCACCUGGGUCAUCCAGGUGAAGAAGAUGAAGGCCAUUUACCACAUCUUGAACCUGUGCAGCUUCGAUGUCACCAACAAGUGUCUCAUUGCCGAGGUGUGGUGUCCCGUCAAUGACCUGGCUGCCCUACGGAGGGCCCUGGAGGAGGGCUCGAGAAAAAGCGGUGCCACCGUCCCUUCCUUUGUGAAUCGUAUCCCCAGCAGUGGUACUCCUCCCACCCUCCUAAGGACCAACAAAUUCACCUCGGGCUUCCAGAACAUUGUGGAUGCCUACGGAGUGGGGAGCUACAGAGAGGUCAACCCAGGUCCAUACACCAUUGUCACCUUCCCCUUCCUGUUUGCGGUGAUGUUCGGGGACCUGGGCCAUGGCCUUGUCAUGGCGUUCUUUGCCCUCUGGAUGGUGCUGUGUGAGAAGGACCCCAAGGUGAAGCGCAGCAGGAGUGAGAUCUGGAACAUGUUCUUUGAGGGCCGCUACAUCAUCCUGAUGAUGGGGCUGUUCUCUGUCUACACUGGACUCAUCUACAACGACUGCUUCUCCAAAUCACUCAACAUCUUCAGCUCAGGCUGGAGUGUGAGGGCCAUGUUCACCGAGCAGCAGUGGACGAAUGAAACUCUGCGCUCAAACGCCUUGCUCACCCUUGACCCAAAUGUCAGCGGGGUCUUCAAUGGACCUUACCCUCUCGGCAUUGACCCGAUCUGGAACAUGGCGUCAAAUCGUUUGACUUUCCUGAACUCCUACAAGAUGAAGAUGUCAGUCAUCUUGGGUGUCCUCCAUAUGAGCUUCGGGAUUGUUCUGGGCAUCUUCAACCACAUGCACUUCCGGCAGAAGUUUAACCUGUACCUGGUGUUCCUGCCUGAGCUGCUCUUCCUGCUGUGUCUCUUCGGCUACCUGGUCUUCAUGAUCUUCUUUAAGUGGCUGGCGUACUCCGCGCAGGACUCGCGCCUGGCCCCCAGCGUCCUGGUGCACUUCAUCAACAUGUUCCUGAUGAAGGGGGACGGAGAGCGCCCCCUCUACCCUGGACAGAUGGCUCUGCAGGUUCUGCUGCUGGUGAUUGCGCUGCUGUCUGUGCCAGUCCUGCUGCUGGGGAAGCCGAUCUACCUGUACUGGCUGCACCACGGAGGCCGCAGUCAGGGCUCCUACAGGGGCUAUGAGAGAGUGCAGAGGGGUAGUGUGGAGGAUCUGUCUGUCACUCUGUCCCAUGACCUGGAGGAGGGAGUCAGUCACAGUGACCACCCCACUGGCCGGGAGGCCCAGCCGGAGCAGUUUGACUUUGGAGACGUGCUCCUUCACCAGGCCAUCCACACCAUUGAGUACUGCCUGGGCUGCAUCUCCAACAGCGCCUCCUACCUGCGGCUGUGGGCGCUGAGCCUGGCCCACGCCCAGCUGUCGGAGGUGCUGUGGACCAUGGUCCUGCGUGUGGGGGUGCGUGUGGACUCCAGCGUGGGGGCGGUGUUCCUGGUGCCCGUUUUCGGUGUCUUCGCCAUCCUCACUGUGGCCAUCCUGCUGCUGAUGGAGGGACUGUCUGCCUUCCUGCACGCACUCCGACUACACUGGGUGGAGUUCCAGAACAAGUUCUACAGCGGGACGGGCGUCAAGUUUGUCCCUUUUGCCUUCUCCCUGCUGCCUUCCAGCGUGGAUCAGGAAGGCCUGAUGGAGGAUGUGGUGCUGUAGCCGGGGAACGGAGAGAGAGAGAGAGAGAGAGAGAGAGAGAGAGAGAGGCACAUCCCCGAGCCUCAUAUCUCUGCUCAUAUCACAUCCAGAUUCUUUUCUAUCAGAUCAGCUCACUGCACUGACUGCUGUGCACAAAUGCAGCCAAGUCCCAUUUUUUCUUUUCGGAAUUCGGCCACUCUGCCCAGAUCUCUACGUACCGACCCCUUCUGUCCACAAGAUGUCGCUGAUUCUCUGGUGGUGUUCUGUGUUUAAAAGGUGACUUCCAGUGUGUUCCACCACGCUUUGGCAGGGGGCUUUUUUGGAUAAGGGGCAAGCGGAGGUGGGUGCGCUUGGUCUUCACAUGAAGGCCAAGAUAAAUUCAUUUAAAUGCCACCUCAGAACGAAGUUCAAAGUGCUUAAACCUUUUAUUGCUGUUAAGCUACCUGUGCUGCAUUUGACGUAAGCUUCCGGAGGAAAAGGUAACAUUUGCUGGGAGUUGUUCUGUGCGUCCUCGUGAUAUGGAUGUGUGUGUACAGUGUAGCGUUAGAUGCACCUUCAGCACUUUGUAAGAGACCCUCCCUCUUUGCCAACAUAUCAGCUCUGGGUCAGGGUCAAAGGUCAGCCAGGGUAGUUGUUUAAUAAAGGACCAGGUACGGUUUUCAGUUCAUCAGUUUGUUUAACUGAACCUUGAAUUUGAACUUUUCCCAUCUGAUCCGAAGUCAUACCAUACAACAUAUCAUAUUGAACAACACCAGUCAUAUUAAAUAACAUAACGUAUACAUGCUUGACCUUGGUUAUCUUUAUAGUCAGUGUUUACGAGUUCGAAUUGGAGAAGUAAAUGGAAAAUUUUUACCUCUUGAGCUGAAACGAAAGGCCUAGUUAAAGACUCAAUAUUAGGAUACACACGACAAGGAACAGCUUUGCAUGUGUUCGGGUAGUUUCCAAAUGAGCUGCAGAACCUGUUUCCUCCAGUAGGUGGAGACAAUGCCUCUUGAAAUUUAU
This is a messenger RNA of Megalops cyprinoides (Indo-Pacific tarpon), 4515 nucleotides long. Its product is annotated as V-type proton ATPase 116 kDa subunit a2-like. Gene Ontology annotation, biological process: vacuolar acidification; proton transmembrane transport. Bases 973 to 3534 code for a protein of 853 amino acids. Lineage: Eukaryota; Metazoa; Chordata; Actinopteri; Elopiformes; Megalopidae. The transcript has 20 exons. The record is from RefSeq and is a predicted model, not a curated record. Gene Ontology annotation, cellular component: vacuolar proton-transporting V-type ATPase complex; plasma membrane; vacuolar proton-transporting V-type ATPase, V0 domain. Gene Ontology annotation, molecular function: ATPase binding; proton-transporting ATPase activity, rotational mechanism.